Molecule: messenger RNA, 6278 nt
Organism: Prinia subflava (tawny-flanked prinia)
Lineage: Eukaryota; Metazoa; Chordata; Aves; Passeriformes; Cisticolidae
Gene: CZH9orf85
Product: chromosome Z C9orf85 homolog
Exons: 4
Coding region: 213-707 (164 amino acids)
Source: RefSeq, a predicted model, not a curated record
GGGGGACCCGGGGGCCCGGAGCUGUCCCGGCGCCACAAGCCGCCCCUCUGCAGGCUACGCGGCGCUUGGGGCCGGAGCCCCAAGGGGAAGGGUUUCUUGCCGAAAGCGUGGGCAGGUGCCCCUAUGGCCUCUGAAGCCAUGCCCUGUCCCUGUGAGGUCCGGUGCCAGGUCCUGAAAGGCUUCGAGAUGACAAACAAGUCACGGCGCAGUGGAUGCCGAGGCACCGUUGUAGUGAUGGAGAUACCUCUGGCCCGGAUCCGCCCACACCGAGCACGCUGCUGCCAAGAGAGAAAAGUAACAAGGCGUUUCAGACAAUUGUCGCUAAAAUAAAUGCUAAGCUUCAUGAUGGAGUGUGUCAGCAUUGCAAAGGUAUCUUGGAGUGGCGAGUAAAGUUCAGGAAGUACAAACUACUGACAAAACCUAAAAAAUGUGUGAAGUGCCUCCAGAAGACUGUCAAAGAUCCUUAUCAUAUUAUUUGUCGACCAUGUGCUGGAAAACUAGAAAUUUGUGCUAAGUGUGGGAAACAAGAAGAAAUAGUAAUUCCUAUUGAUAAAGGACAAGACAGAACUGAGAGUGAGACUUCUAAAAAUGGUCAAGACACCAGUAAAUCGAAGGAUGAGCUGGAUUUUGGUACAAAUUUUGGUAGUGCAGACAGUGAUGAAGAUUCUGAAGUGCUUGAAGAACAAUUUAAAAGUAUGAAUUUUUAAACAACAGAGAUCUAAAAGGUUGUGUUUACACAAGAGAUUAUAUGCAAUUAAAUAUGGAAAAGCAAUGCUUGCCUUAAACUGCUUCAAGCCCUGAUUUGACAUCUAAGAUCCUUGUAUGAAAAUGUUGAAUUGUGUUGACAAUGUGACAUGAUGACACAUGUGGGGAUUUGUAUUAAUACACAUUUCUGUGUAUUAGGAACAGAUUGCUUUGAAAAUAUUCAGAAAUUCUAUCUGUAAGCAUAGUUAUUUAUUUCAUACAUGUAACAACUUUCUGUUUUUGUGGAAUAAAGCCUCUUCGUGUAAUUGUUUGAAAUUCAAUAUUAUGUGGCCGUUGGAAGUAUUAUUGUCACCUGGAAAUCUACAUGGAAGACUAGAAUAAACACAGAUAGGAAGAGCUAAAGCAGCUGCAAUGGUUUUCUGAAGGAAGAACUUGCAACAUUCUGUCACUGAGUUUUCGAAUGGAGUCUUACCCUUAUGCCUGGAGAGUUUUGUUGUUUUGGGGUUUUUUUUCCACAAAAAAGAAACAAAUGUUUUAAUGCCAUCACCAAUACAGUUCAUGAACAGUUAAUGCUUAUUUACCAUGUGUAAAUAUGCAUUACAGAUUUGUGAUCUUGUUGCUACCAAACAAGAUGUUGUUUUGUAAAGAAAAAACCUGCAGACUUUAGAAUUCCUCAUAACUGGUGUCACGCUUUCUUUUCAUUCUCAGAAUUCAGAGAUUCAUCUGCAUCUGAUGUAGUUCUCUCUGAUACAAAAAGACUUGCAUAGUGGAGUGAUGCUUAUAGAGUUACUCCCUUCCCAGUUUCUACUCCACUGUUGUUUAAGCUAUACAAAGAACUUAACUGAAGUUGCAGUAACUGUCUUUACAGGAUUCAGGAUGAUUUGAUUUCUUCUAUACUGUCUUUUUGCUCUUUUCAUUUAACUGACACUGUAUAUACAUUAACCUAUGACAAUAUACUGUGCCAUAUCAGCUUUAGGGCUUUGCCUGAUUUUCAGUAGUGGGCAUGGAAAAACUUAAUUCUCAAACUAUGUUUUUCAAGUGCUCUGUGAGGAAAUUCAGCUCUGAGAUUGUUGCCCAUCCCUGCACUGGAAUGAAGGAAAUACUGAAACUUAAUCCUUUGGGUGCAGACAGGCACCCCGUGUCUCUCCUGUGAAGCUGGAAAACACCAAAGAGGUGUUCAGUGGCAGAAUAGGAGGUUGUCAGGUGUGUUCAGAAGUGCUGGAUCUGAAGGUCUUAUUUCACUGACAGAUAAGUCCUCCCAAGGAGACAGCAGUGACAUCUGACUUAGUGUCAUGUCUGUUGUCCUGCCAGAUGACAUCAACAAGGGCAGAGUAAACAAGGAGUAUCCCAUGCACAUGCUGCAGAUGACCAUGUAGGAGAGUGCGAGGAAGGAAAUUAAUGAGCAAUCUGGGUUUUACGUCAGAAGGGGUCUCUCUGAAGGGGAAACCGUGACUGUCACCAAAAGUGAAUUUGGCUUUUGAAAGUGACAUAUGAAUGGGAAAUGUUCUUCCACUUGGAAAAAUCUAUAAUGGCCUUGUACUUUGUCGAAGGGUGAGAGGAAAUUCUGGAAUGAUAGGAAAACAUGAUGGAACUGGCAGGAGCUGUAUAAUGAGAAAAUAAGGGGAAGAAUUCUCUUCUCACACUGGUGACACAACCUGUCAGUACCAGGAGUGAGCAGAGCGACAGAGAUAAAUGAUGUGUUGCAAUACAAUGCAAAAAUGUUUGUACAGAGGGAAAGUCCUCUGAAGUCUUCAUGUCACACUCCUGAUGCUCUGUUGGAAGCUGGCACUAGAGCUGAUGAAACCUUGUUGUUGGUGAGCACAGUUGCAGUGGGGACUGACUGAUGUUAGUCCAGCCUACCUGAAGACAAUUUUUGGUUCUGACAAGCCUUCUGUCUUUGGUUGUAAUUGUGGCUAAAGGAUAUACUGCUAGAAAUAAUUUCUGCAGCACUGUUUAACAUGGUGGUUGUGAGUCAGCUUACAAAAUGGAAGCUUCACAAGGGAAAAAGAGUUUGCUUUUUACUGAAGACACUUCUAACACGAGUAAAAGAACAAUUGUAAUUUUGUUUAAUUUUGACUGAAGAUUAGGAUAUAUUUGGAAGUGCAUUAAGCUAUUAUAACUCAUACUAUAAGAGUUCCAGAUAUCAGGGAUUUGGAAGUCUCUGAGGAACUUACUGAACGGAGGAUAAUGAAGGAGUAGGACCCCUUUAAAUGCUGAUCUUCAGUAAAAUCAUACAGAAUUGAGAAUAUUUUUUAAAAAGAAAGGAGAUCAAAAGUCAUCAAAGAUUUUUGAGAUCUUUAGGAUAGUCAUAUAAAUGGAAUGAUUUUUAGAGUUUUUAAUUGAGAUUUUGAAACCAUUCUACCUCUUCUUUCACUAAUAAUAAUGAGGUUUUGUCUAUAAAUGUUAAAGGAAAUAAAAAUACCACAGUGCCUGCAGGGUAAUGAGGUGCAAUUUAAACAGUAUGACUGAUCGAGGGUUUCAGAAUAUGUCUGGACCUUGCAGUGCCUCUCCAAAUCCAUUACUGAAGACGAAAAUUAUAAACGUUAGUCAUCUGAAGAAUACUUGAUGCAUCACUAGUGAUGCAGUGAUGUUGCUGACAGUUGAGUUCCUGUUAUCAGCUUGCCCUUAGGAGUAUCAUUUGGCAUGACUCAAACAGAAGUAAUUAAUUAGAUCAUGAACUGCUGUUAUGUGUGAGGCAGGCAUGCCAGAUGAUUUACUCCACUAUGGGAAAUGCUCAUCAUAGGCUGGAGCUGCCAGACUUCAGGAUGGUUGACUCGUACACUUUUCAGGAAGUCAAAUUGCUAUGUAUAUGGAUUUCUUAAGACAACCUGGAUUCAUUGCAGUAUGAGGAGAGUCUGAUAUGGACACAGUGCUACCUCUUAGCAUAGUCCCUUAACAAUCUUCUGCCAAAGUUCAAGCACAUCUCUGAGACAUCCUAUCAUCAAAUGUUCUGGAGGAUCAGGUAAUGCAAAAAACAUUGCCGCACGUUUUGCAUGGGCUGGGCUCUUCUAUUCUUGUUUUGACUACUGGUUAAUCUGUAUUCCUCUAAAAUACUGUGAGGGUUUAAAAGACUACGGGUUAAUUAAGAAAAGUACAGCUUGCUUUCUCCCUAUAAUGGGCCUGUACUUCGAUGUUGAGGCAUAAAUCAUAGCAUUAGCUAUGGAAGGAAAAUAGAAGAAAAUGUAGCAGGUCAUCAAAUGUGAGCCACCUUGUAAACCUCUAUCCCUAUAAUUAUCUAUGUUUUCUUUGUUUAGGGGUUCUCACAAGUAAAUGUAUGCUGGUAGAAAAUGCAAAACUUAUGGGAAAAUGCAAAAGUACUUAUGGGAAGCAUCCGUCUGACUUACAGAGUUAAUGAGGAAAGCUUUGUAAGUGACACAGAGAGAUGCCUUUGAUUAUCAGAUGUUUAGGGAGCUGCUCACAAAAACUGACAGCAUCUCAAUAUUCCUGCCUACCUUUCAUAUGAUAGCUAAUACAAUUCAAAACUCUUGGUGAAAAAGAAGGUAUGAACUCUGCAUACAUGCCCAUCACAUACAGUGAGUUUGUAAAGCAGAGUUCCUAAACUUUGAAAGAGUUGAAGUGAGUUCUUUCUAUGACUUGAUAACACAUUCGCAGACAAAUUACCUGUAACAGACUAGAUAUAAAAUAUUUGGCUUAUUUCAUGUUGUAAACUUUUUUGUUGGAGCCCCUAAAAUAGUUCAGAUGAAAUCACAUAAAAGUUAUCAUUUUUUUUCCUGAAGUCAGUGAGAAAACACUUAUUUGUAAUAAGGUUAAUACCCAUAAUUCAGUCAUCAACAAUAAGCUUGAAUUUGAAGACUUGAAAACGGGAGCCAAAGGCAUUGAGAUUUUACCUGAAUCUUUCCUUGCAUUUGCCUCUGAUGCAACUUCAGAAACCCAAAUUGAAGGGAUCAAAUGUAUUCUUAUAAGUGCUUCAAAAACAGCACCAAAUACUUUAAUUUGUUUUUAAAUGGCAACAGAGAAGACCAUGUUUUUAUACAAAAACAAAACAAAACAGAAAAAGAGUUUAUGCCUGUUACAGAAUGGCACCACUCACUUGAAAUCUGUCUUUUUAGGACAUCUUGCAUUUUGGAGCCUCAAGACUGUAAUACCUCUUCUUGCACUUGACUUUCAGCUUGCCUAAUCUUAUAUGAGCAAGCAUGACACCAUGUGUCAAAACUAUGAAAAGUAUUCAUUGCGUAAUUACUACUAAAUGUAUCAGUAGUGAAACUUGUAGCAUUUUUUGAGUACACAUUAGCAAAGCUACGUAUUUGAUUUUGAUUUUUUUUUUACAGUUUGAUUUUUUUGUCCUCAUCUGGUCUUGUCUCCUGACGAUUAUGUUCCUUUUAGGGUUGUUUCGUAUCCUUUCCACUACAGCCGCUACACUCUGAAAGUUUCUAGCCGGCAUGUGAGCUGAUACAGCCUCUGACUGUCAGCAACAAUGUAUCGCUCCAGAUUAUUCCCAGUAGAAGAUUGCCAGAACUGUAAAACAACUGUUCUGCUUUGUGGGUCCACCUCGGAGAUGGACUGUAUGAGUUUCAUCAGACACAGGCAAAGCUGGUAGAUCAGCUCUCCAAAAGAACAACCCCAUAACACAUAACACAUAACCCCCACUACCACAACCUUGCCAUGCAAAGGCAAUACAAAGUGGAAAUGCUUGUGAGAUGUGUGUGAAAUGAAAUAAAGCCAUGGGCCUUGAGGGAAAAAAUGAAAAGGCCCUACAAUAUGUUUUUUAGUACUGGAGAAAUAGAGAACAAUCCCAAACCUUCCAUAUCCAAGAAAAAAUAAGCCCCAUAAAACUGGACUUCUAUUCCUUUAAAGCAACAGCAGAUAUGCUAUUGCCUACAUGACAAACAUUUUUAAAGUCUCUAUGGAAAUGGCUCAUAUCUCAUUCUCCAAAGAAAAUAAUUCUUCAGUAGCAGCUUAGUUGUUAUAAACGUGAAAUGAUUAAUUCAUGUUCUUAUGGUAAAUUGGAAAUUUAUAAAACUGUAUAAAGUUGUAUCAGGUAAAAGUUUAUGUUUUCAGAGAUUUUUGCAGCAGAUGGUGAAAACAAUCAGCCCUGAAAAAGCAGGCGCCUCCAUUCAGAGAGGAGCAAAGGACUUUUCCGGGAAAGCUUGCAGCCGUCUCUAGCACCGGGAGGGGACCUCCGGAGAUAAGCUGGCACCAGCAACUCACACCUUGGCUGUUGCCUUCACAGACCAUCAAGUGACAUCAUCCAUAUCUCGAUCCUUUAUUGACCAUAAGGAUCCAUAGAAACUGGACAUUAACAUUUGAACGGAGAGAGAAACUCUUUUCUGCUUGGUCGGGGAAACUCCUGAAUUUGUAUAGUUAGUCGGGAAACAAUGGGAAAUAUGGGGAAAUAUUGCCGAGGGCAGAAUAAAGUGUAUAAAAACCAAGCCCCAAACCGGGCAAAUUUGUGAACCAUUGGGGGAGAUAGCAGGCUGCCAGACCCUGUAUCUCAUGGUUCACCCUUGGCAUUUCCUGGGAAAACUCUGUCAAGUUUCUCUGCUGUUGGUGGGUUAUUGAAAUUCCAUGAUUUGAUCUGUUAUUAAUAAACCAAAUUAUUAUUUUAAUUGGAA